CAGUUUAUAAUAGAUACUUUGUCAUAAUUUUUAUAAUUUUAGUUGAAAAGUCAGUAAUACAUGUGCGGAAUGAAGAUCCAGUUGAAAAGUCUGUAAUUCACGUCAGAAAUGAAAAUGCAGUUGAGAGAAAAGAUGCAGUUAUUCACGUCAAUGGUGAAAGUCGAUCAGUUGAUAAAAAAGAUGCUGUCAUACAUGUGAAUGGUGAUAGUCGCUCAGUGGAGAAAAAGGAUGCAGUGAUACAUGUUCGCUCGGGAGCCCCAGAUUUAGAUAAAAAAGCAGUUAUACACGUAAGAGGAAACCCACAAGGAACAUUUUAUGAUUCCUCACUUGAUCUAGAAAAUUUAGGAAAAGCAUUUGGUAGGUUGUAAUGGUGAUAUAGAAAGCACCAUCUAGUGAGGGGGUAGAAAUAGAUGGUGCUUGUGUUUGGUUGACUGCAUUUAGGAAUAGCCAGAGGAGGGUGUGUAUCCAGAAUUCCCAGUACCCAGAGUUCCCACUCACAGUCAACAAGUAAAGAUCUUGGAUCCUUAGCAUCAUCUUGAACAAUCAUAAUUGUAGUAGUUCUAUCGAAUCUCUUUGUAAAGGGUGAAAAUGGAAAUGCUUAAAAAGUAUGGUGGUUUGGGUGAUCAGAUUUUACUUUUAUAAAUACUAAUAGAGUGUUUUAUUUUAGGAAUGGAGUUGUUUUAUUACCAGUACCUCAUAAUAUAAAACAAUUAUGUUCAUUCACCAUCAAACCUUUAUUUUCCAAUAGUUCUGUCUUUGUAUUUCUGCAUGUGCCUAAUAAAUUCUUAACAAUCUCGAUCAUUUUGCAAGCUUUGUACACGUGCCAUUGUUCAAUAGUAUAGUGUUCUUGUUAUUAGAGUCAGAGGUUGUGCUCAUUUGAUGAA
Molecule: messenger RNA, 884 nt
Organism: Owenia fusiformis
Lineage: Eukaryota; Metazoa; Annelida; Polychaeta; Sabellida; Oweniidae
Source: the annotation of a GenBank genome assembly